Messenger RNA from Acaulospora morrowiae, 1857 nucleotides. NCBI's taxonomy places the organism in Eukaryota, Fungi, Glomeromycota, Glomeromycetes, Diversisporales, Acaulosporaceae. The record is from the annotation of a GenBank genome assembly.
AUGACAUACCCAUCAUCCCAUUAUCGUUCAAACUCAAGUUUUUCUAGUGAGCUUGGAUAUAGAACCAGUGCGACAAGCGUAUUAUCGUCAACUGCAUCGACGGCGUCGACGGCAUAUACUCAGUUUACCUUACCUAUAGCUUCGCAAUACUCUUCGUACUCAUAUACAAGAAAGAUGUCUGGAGAAGUUGAAGAAGAUGAAUAUCAAGUAGAACAUGUGGACAUGCAAGCAAAUUGGUAUCGAAAAUAUUUUUUUGGAAAAGAUCAUCCAACAUUCAUAGGAAUCAUCGAGCCACAUGGACCGUUAAUAAUCUCAAUAAUAUUAGAUUCAAUAACAAUCAAGUCUAACCUCGAAGGUAUCGCUUGGUAUAGAUACAUUGUGCGAAGGAAAGAGCGGCCUGAUGAGAGGGGCACUUUGGCCGGUUCAUCCGUGUCUCCAUUUGGAGAACCUAUAUGGGAUAGCCUACUAAGAAUGAUUAAUAAAGAUUUUUCUUGUAAGCAGUUGACAAAAUUCAUAACUACACCGGAAUUAAGCGAAGAACUUCUGAAUUUAGAUGAAUCAAGAUUUCAGAAAUCUUAUAAAGUUGGAGUCUUGUAUUGUGCCCCAUCACAGAGAACGGAAGAAGAAUGGUUCUCCAACACAAAGACAUCAUACGAAUAUGAUCAUUUCUUAGAAAUAUUAGGGAAAAAAAUUAGGUUACAAGGAUGGGAUGGAUUUAAAGGUGGACUAGACACAAAGACCGGUGAAACUGGUGAAUACUCGGUUUACGACAGUGGAACGUGGAAUGAUUUUGAGAUCAUGUAUCAUGUGAGCACGAUGCUUCCUUACGGAAAGGACAAGCAUCAAGUCACCAGGAAAAAGCAUAUAGGGAAUGAUCCGGAUUAUGUUGUUGAGUUUCUGACAAUGAACACGUUCAUUCAAAAUUCCAUACUAGAUAUCGUGUGUAUAAUAUUUCAAGACGUUCCGCUACCAUUUUCCCCAUCUUCCAUACGUUCGCAAUUUUUACAUGUAUUCUUGGUAGUUAGUCCCAUGCAAACAAUUGAUGGAAGUAAAGCAUAUAUUGUGGACAUCGUUUACAAGAAUGGAGUUCCAAAUUUUGGCCCGAUGCUACCUAAUCCUCCAGUCUUUUAUAAUAUGAAGUCUUUAAAAAAAUUUUUGGUGGCUGCAGUAAUAAAUGGUCAGAAUGCUGCAUGGAAAACUCCGAAACUAAACGAUCCAUUCAUUCGAGCUCGCAACGGACGAAUUGACGACUUGACCAAAAAAUAUGCCCCCAUAAUACUUGCCCCAUUGACAUCUUGUCCUCAGUCUCCCAAGAAAAUAUCCCAAGAGGAACUUGACACUGCAUUAAGGCGUCUGUUUACCAGGGAAAUAAGAACUGACGGAUCGCCUCCGGACAUAAUGCAGGUAAAAUCAUUGCUUGACCAAGGAGCAAAUCCCAAUAUAAAAAUCUCAAGAUCAAGACGAUCUCGCGAUCAAUAUAUAAGUGACCUUAUGACUCAAGACACAACUAUUGGUUGCGGCAAGUUGCCAAAUAUUUUAUUCGCUACUAUACUACUAAGCGAUGAUCCGGUAUACGUGAAAUUAUUAAUUAACUACGGAUGUGAGACGAUGCCGAGAGACAAAUAUUAUCCAAAUGCGUUUGUGUUCGCUGCCAGACAUCAACGUGUCGAAACAAUGAGGUGCUUGUUAGAGAAUGUACCCGCACUAAGCGAUCCUCAAAGCGUUGAUGCUGCAAUAAAUGAACGAUUUCAAGGAGGUUGUGGAUCACAUUUAAGAGAAAGAUCCUAUGGCACGAAAAUAUGGUACGGAAUAGCAGGCGAAAUGAAAAAGUUGAAAAAACAAAUAAUGCACGGCUAA